AUGAAAUAAAUAAUAACAAUUUAAGUGGGAUAAAGUGGAAAUCAGAUAGGGAAUGCGAUAUGGAAUCAAAUGAUAGACGAUUGCGGUGAGAAUUUGGAUUAAAAGUUUUUUCGGAAAGGGAUUCCAAGAGCAAUACUUGUAGAUAGUGAGGAGAAUACGCUGGAUAAGAUUAGAGGAGAUAAGAAUUCCUCAUAUUACGAUCCAAAUAAUUUUGUAAGUGGAAAGAGUAGUAAAUGCUUGACAUUUGCUAGUGGUUAUUACGGUUCGAAUGAUUUAUUUGAUGAGAUUGUGGAAAAGGUAAGGAAAGAGUAAGAGUAAUGCGAUGGAAUUUAAGCAGUGUAAUUAGUUCAUUCAAUUACUGGUGGAACCGGAUCUGGAAUUGGAGCAAAAUUAGUAUAUUAUACAAGUGAUCAUUUUUUUGAUUGCUCCAAAAUCAACAUUUCUAUUUACCCAUCAAAGUAUGAAAAUAGUGUGAUAUAUCCCUAUAAUUGUCUACUUGGUUUAAUGCAUCUAAAUUACAAUUACAAUAUGGGAUUCUACUUUGAUAAUGAUGCCUUACAAUAAAUGACAGAGAAUAUGUUCAUCUACGAUCAAAAUUAUGAAACGUACAAUCAAUUAUUAGCUUUUGCUAUGGAUGGGAUCUACAAAUCGUUUCGUCACAAUUGCUACUCCAAUACAAACUUUUAUAAGAUCUAAACCAACAUCACUCCUUUUCCUAAAUUGCAUUGCUACACUGUGUCACUAGCUCCUCUAUUUUCGUAUAUCAAUUCACCAACUCUACUGCAAAUGAGUAAAGAGAUCUACUCUAAACGAAACCAAACAUUCUCGAUGUCCAUGUCUUAGGGUCUGUUUUUAGCUCAAUAAAUCAUGAUCUAUGGGGAUGCUGACAUAUUUUCAGUCCAGUAAGAAUUCAAGUAGACCAUAAGUUCGGAUGAUAUACAAUUCGUUAAGUGGAUUGCUGAUCCUAUCACCUACAGCAUUUGUCCUGCUAAACAGAAAUAAUGCAAUCCAAUGGCUUUUUCAAUCAAUCAUCAUACUGCUAUGGGGAAUAAACUUAAUUUAUUGAAACAACAAUACAGGACUCUUUUCCAAAAGCGAGCAUUUUUGCACUUGUUCUUGCAAGAGGGUCUUGAUGAAAUGGAACUUUAAGAAGCAGAAUCUGCAUGCGGAGAUGUGAUUUCAGAGUAUUGUUGUUGCAAUGAUUAAACUGAUACUACAGAUGAAUGA
This is a messenger RNA of Paramecium octaurelia, 1227 nucleotides long. The record is from the annotation of a GenBank genome assembly. NCBI's taxonomy places the organism in Eukaryota, Ciliophora, Oligohymenophorea, Peniculida, Parameciidae.